Molecule: messenger RNA, 1946 nt
Organism: Lytechinus variegatus (green sea urchin)
Lineage: Eukaryota; Metazoa; Echinodermata; Echinoidea; Temnopleuroida; Toxopneustidae
Product: acyl-coenzyme A thioesterase 9, mitochondrial-like
Exons: 13
Coding region: 60-1412 (450 amino acids)
Biological process (GO): acyl-CoA metabolic process
Cellular component (GO): mitochondrion
Molecular function (GO): fatty acyl-CoA hydrolase activity
Source: RefSeq, a predicted model, not a curated record
CACUAGCAGACACCCAUGAUUGAUGAGCUGAUGAAGCGACUGGCGAAUGACCGAAUAAAAUGUCUGUUACUCGAUUGUGGCAAGGAAUUUAUUACAGGUUGCCUAGCAACCAAACACUCCUCAGUUUGACAAAGUCUUGGAGACAGACGCAACGAUGCAUCAUCAACUUCAGCAAAACAGAAGGAGAGAUUCUUACAGUUAAGCAGAUGAGAAAAAGGAUGGUGGAAUUUACUGGUGCUCAAAAGCAAUGGAGUUUGGAUGGGAAGAAGCCGGAUCGGUCAGCAUUAUCUAGCCUUUUGGCUCAGGACCAGUCCCAGCUGGAGCCGCGCAGGAUUUCUGAUAGCUAUGACGAGAUCAACAUCCCACUCUCUGAUCCCACCCAAAGAGACAAGUACAUCAACAUGUACAACAGCAUCCGUAUUGGAAGGAUACUGGAAGAUAUAGAUAUGUUUGGUGUAUGGUUAUGCUACAAACACAGCAGGCUAUCCAAAGACAUUGAGAUUUCACCCCUGGUCAUCGUGACUGGACUUGUAGAUAGGAUAGACAUGAGUACGAUAGACAUCAUACCAGACAAGGAUCUACGACUCAGUGGUCAUGUGACUUGGGUCGGCAAAACAUCAAUAGAGGUCACAAUCAACCUUGAACAGAUGAUCAACAACUCAUAUUCAAAGAUUUUAGAGGCAAAGAUAGUCAACGUUGCUCGAGAUCCCCUCAAUAAAAGGCCAUCAUUCAUCAACCCGUUAGUUGCCGAGACAGAAGAAGAAUCUAAAGAACUGAUCGCAGGAAAUGCAAGGAAGAUCGCCAGGCAGGAAAGGACAAAAGCCUCUCUGUUGAAGACCGCCCCCACAUCAGAGGAACGAGAGAUUAUACAUAAGAUGUUUGUGGAGUCACUGCCAGUAGGGGCAUCUUCAUUCUCUCAUCGUAUCAAGCCAGACAAUGCUACAUGGAUGGACGAAACAAAACUCAAGAAUGUCAUUAUAUGCUUUCCUCAAGAAAGGAAUUUGUACAACAAGAUUUUUGGAGGAUUUCUGAUGCGUCAAGCCCUGGAGCUAGCCUUUGCCAAUGCAACUCUACACUGUCAUGGAAGGAUCCGGAUAGCAGCCAUUGACAACAUUCUCUUCAGGAAACCAGUAGAGGUCGGAUCAUUCUUAUUCUUUCUAUCUGAGAUCGCAUAUACUGAGGGAUGUUACAUGGAGAUCAGAGUUCAUGCAGAGGUCGUUGACCCACGAACUGGAGAUCGUGACACAACCAAUGUAUUCCAUUUUACCAUCGUAACAGAGAAACCGGUACCAUUGGUCUGGCCCAAGACGUAUGGAGAAUCCAUGCUGUACCUCGAUGGCCGGAGACGAUUCCUUGAGUACAAGAACAUCAACCAAGUGACGGAUACGACAACUGUCCCGCUCACCUUUUAACUAGUUUAUCGUGCCAACCCUUUUCUGGAAGAAAUUGGUCUGAGUAUGCAGCCCAAACUCCUUGACUGGAACUUGUGCGCAGAACGUCCCUCUCAGCAAGUUUUGUAUCUGUGCUAGUCUUGUGUGAACACCCUCUUAUUGAUCAAAUUUAACAACUCAUCAGAGACACAUCCUUAUUGUUUUGUGUUCACAUUAUAUCGAAGCAUGUGUUCACAUUAUAUCGAGGAUAUACUACUACUACUAUCCUCAUUCGUGCCCUGUGGCACAUCACGCCUCCACGCUUUCUUUCCAAUUUUGGCGGUCUCUAGCACAACCCCUGGCCUCAUCCCAACUCUUCCAUCCGUAGGUAUUUCUCUCCUUCUCUGCAGUUCUCCAUGUUGUUUUUGGUCUACCCCUUUUACGUUUUCCUCCUGGAUUCCAUGUUAGAGCAGUGUAACAAUGAUGGUCAUAAUACUGAAGAUAUGCCCCCACAUUUCCCUGGGUCUUUCUAUUUGUUAGAAGGGCUCCCACUUGGAACUUACUGAUUUUUAUUGG